GACAAAUUCUAUUCUUUUCAAGCAAUCUCUAGUCACAAUGGCUCCCAGCGCUGUAGAGAAUGGGCACGCUGCCCAGGAAGGGACUUCGUCAGACGUUUCUUCCCAAUUGAACAUAAAAACCGACAAGGUCAAUGGACACUCUCCGGAGUCUGCCGUUCCUGUCAAUGGCAAUACAAAAGCAGAAGAUAUUUCUGCAAAAGAAGAGGAACCUGAAGAGGUGACCAAGGUCGGUAUGGAGUGUGGUCUCAAAAACCUCUAUCAGAAAGAGGAUGAUCGAGGACGCCACACGUGGACAGACAAGUAUCCAGACGACCUGGACGAAGCAGCUGAGAAUGAGAUGACUGCUCGAUAUGCUAUCCUUGUUCGCAACAAAAAGAGUUUCGACUCCCGAAAGAAACUCGAGAUUGACAGCAUUGUCGUUCAAAGCCCUCUGCUCAAAAAUGUUCUGACCAAGGUGUUGAAAGACUAUCCUGGUGUCACUCCAACCCUCAAGCGACUGAUCUUCCAAGCACCUUUCAACCCAUUCGUUCAUCGAUGGACGGAGUUCACGAAUGCCCUAGACCAACAAGAAGAUGAGGAAACGAAGAAGCAUUUGGAACUUCUUUACAAGACACUUGAGGCGGAGCUCAAGGAUACAAUUGCAGCAAAGAACGACUAUAUCAAGAACAAGGUCAUCACCUUCGAGCAUCUCUGGACGAUCUUUCAACCUGGAGCCACGCUGUAUACAGAGCAGUGGGGUCGUGACUGUGGUUCCAAAUUCUCCAACGGCAAUUACUUUGACCACCCCAAAUAUGGCCCAUGUUAUGGAGUGAACUCACAGAAGGUAGAAUGGGAUGGCGACAGAUUUGGCUAUGCCAGUUGUCAACAUCUCAUCUUGGCCUUCGGUGGGACUAUGCAAAUCUCUGCUCUCGAUGCUUUCCCACUAGAGUUUCACCCAGAGCAGAAGAAGAUUCAAGCCUCGUUAUUGAAGCGCGGUAAGCUGUUUGAGCACUAUCAUGGUUAUCACUACAAGGCGUACAAGGCAUUCGCAAUUGGAAAAGACAUGUGUGGUCGAGACAUCAAAGUUACUGUCGACAGUCGCGUAAUCAUUGAUACAUUUGCAUAUGGCAAAUUUAAUCCAAACAGCCUGCCUCAUCUUGCACCUCUCAAGAUCAAAUCAAAGGCCGCCGUCUCCGAUGAAGAAGAUUCCGAGGACGAAGGAUCUGUCUACGACUCCGAGGAUGACGAUGACUUAGCUUCCCACGAUUCUGUCGCCGGCAAGGAGAUCAAGCGAAUUCCACUCUCCGAUCAACAACUAAUUCAUUGCUCUCCUCUAUUGAAAGGCUACACUUUAAAGACAAAGCGUUGGCUUUCAUUCUUUGUGGAUUCCGUCUCUGAGAUUGUGUGGAAUUCGUCUGCAUUUGCCAAUUUGGUUCUUCCCGAAGACCAGAAAGAGUUGAUUCUCGCAUUCGCCGAGUCCCAGGUUAAAUACAAGGAUAAUUUUGACGAUGUCAUUUCUGGUAAGGGCAAAGGCAUCAUCAUGCUCUUGAGCGGUGGUCCAGGUAUCGGCAAGACCUUGACAGCAGAAUCAGUCGCUGAGAAUAUGCGUACACCACUCUAUAUGAUGAGUGCUGGAGAUCUUGGCAUCAAAUCGUCCGAGGUGGAAACCAGUCUCACAACCAUUCUCGAAAUGGUAGCGAAAUGGAACGCCGUCCUGUUGUUGGAUGAGUGUGACGUCUUCCUGGAAGCUCGCUCAGCCCACGAUCUUGAGCGAAACAAGAUUGUUUCCAUUUUCCUCCGCACUCUCGAAUACUACGAAGGUAUUCUCUUCCUGACGACCAACCGUGUCAAGAACAUGGAUCCUGCAUUCCAGAGCAGAAUCCAUAUCUCAAUGGAGUAUCCCGGCUUGGACAAAGUAUCCAGAACCCAAGUUUGGAAGAAUUUCCUUGAGAGAGGUGUCAAACAUGAUUUGUCCGAGGACGAUAUCGCGAAACUUGCCGAUGUGGAGAUUAAUGGAAGGCAGAUCAAGAAUGUUCUUAAGACUGGUCAACUAUUGGCUUGUCAUAAGGGUGUUCCGUUGCAAUACUCGCAUCUGAAGACGGUGCUGAAUGUGGAGAGGCAGGACUUGGAAUUGGCGUAACAAGGGUCAGGCGAUGGUUUUCUCUUUUGUUUUAGACACACAUUGAAUAUGUAUCAUGCAGCGUAUAUGAGUACAUGAG
Mollisia scopiformis is the source of this 2198-nucleotide messenger RNA. Its product is annotated as P-loop containing nucleoside triphosphate hydrolase protein. The coding region runs from base 38 to 2119 and encodes 693 amino acids. The record is from RefSeq and is a predicted model, not a curated record. Gene Ontology annotation, molecular function: ATP binding; ATP hydrolysis activity. The transcript has 4 exons. NCBI's taxonomy places the organism in Eukaryota, Fungi, Ascomycota, Leotiomycetes, Helotiales, Mollisiaceae.